This is a messenger RNA of Plutella xylostella (diamondback moth), 1825 nucleotides long. The record is from RefSeq and is a predicted model, not a curated record. NCBI's taxonomy places the organism in Eukaryota, Metazoa, Arthropoda, Insecta, Lepidoptera, Plutellidae.
GUAAAGAGUACCUAAAUCGAUUCCAGAAUCGAUUGUGUGUACCCAGCCUAAAUAAAAAAAAGUUAUCCUACCCGUUCUUUUCUAGCCUAUGCCUGUCCCUACAAUUCUCUUCAUUCUUUUUUCGUGCGAGGCAACGGUAACACGUUAACCUAAAAUUUAAUUUCUUUUAAAAAAAAUUCACGAAUACUUUUAUUAAAAUGCCAAAGCGCAGUAGUGAAGCGAAGAUUCAGUAUUAUGAAGCAAAAUUACAGAAGUUACAAGAAAAACAAAAAGCCACACCGCCGGCUGUGCGCCGACGAUGUAUAGUUUAUUCAGAUUCAUCAACGGAUGACAACUCAGACAACGAGCCGCUGGCCGAAAACCUGUCACCACAACCGGAAGAGCAAUCUCCCGUGGUACUCGUAACGAUUGAUGCUCCGCCUGAGCCAACCAAUACUGAUACCCUGACGCAAGUGGACGAGUCGGAAGAAAUUGAUGUCGAGUUUCUUUCGGCUUUAGGCGAUACAACUCCGGAAACGCCUAUGUACGGCGAAAAAAUUCACGAGACAUUGGCGCAAAGAUGGUUGCCUAUUCUCCGCCGCGGCUUGCCUAAGGAGGCAGCUGAAUCAUUACUAAAGGAAUAUAGGAUUCCCGAAAAUUGUAAACUGUUGAGAGCGCCAACACUCAACCCAGAAAUAAUUUCGGCCAUAAACGGUGCUGCCAGGGGCAGAGAUAAGAACAUCGAGAAUCUCCAGCAACAACUCGGCCUGGGCAUAACUGCUAUCAACCGAGCCAUGAAUACACUGGUUACUGGCAGCGGUGAUGAUAAGCAGGAUAAAGUCCAAGCUGUUAAGGUUUUAUCUGAUGCAUGCCGCAUAUUAUCUGACCUUCACUAUAAAGAAUCAGAAUCCAGAUCAAAUUUAAUUUUACCAGGACUGGACAAAUCUUUCCUUUCUGUCAUUCAAGAUGUAGAAAGGGACGAGUCGCUAUUUGGAAGUAAACUCGGUGAUAAGAUCAGAGCAUCUCAGAUGAUCGAGAAACAAGGACUCCAAAUUAAAAAAGUCGUCACGAUCCAGAAACCUCCUGCGCCGUCCACGUCCAAGUCGGCUAACGGAUCCCGCUACCAGGGAAACUGGUCCACGCCUUCCCGCUUCCAGCCGUCGUCGUCGAACAGGGGGGGGAGGGGAGACCCAGCGACGCAGAGACCAACGUAUCCGUCACGGGGAACGACACAAGCGAAGGGCAGCUACAACAAGCAGCGUGCUCCUCCACGCCACUAAACUUGCCAACGGUGUCCACCGGCCAGGGAGCAUACCCUGGCUGCAGCGAGGCUCUGCGGCUCGCGCUCAUUAGAAGAGGAACUCCGGAGGCUGCCUUAAAUCUGACUAUUGCAUCACUGGCCCAGAACACGUUGAAACAAUAUAAUGUUUCUUUCAAAAUUUGGUGGACAUUUUGUCGAGAUAAUAAUCUUAACAGUUACGAACCUUCUAUAUCCGAUGUAAUUUUAUUCUUAACGGAACAAUUCGAUAAGGGUUCCGCGUAUGGAACUCUGAAUAGUCAUCGUUCGGCACUCUCCCUCCUAUUAGGAGGGAAAGUAAGUGCAGACGUCAGAAUCAAACGACUCCUGAAAGGAGCGUUUAAACUAAGACCUUCUGUUCCAAAAUAUACCUCAACGUGGGACCCACAAGUUGUGCUAAAUAAUAUAUCAAAUUGGCCCUCAAAUAAAGAUCUUUCAUUAGAACAGUUAACCAAGAAGUUGGUUAUUCUAUUAGCAUUAUGUACAGCGCACAGAGUACAAACGCUGUCACUAAUAAAAAUAAAUAACAUUAAAUCUGAUGCAAAUGGA